AGAAGAGGGGAAUAAAAAAAUAAUUUCUCAAAAUGUAAAUUGGUCAAACAGAAUAGUUUUAUUAAUUUAAUUUUGCAAGACCAAACUGUACAUAUGUAGUCAAACGUACUUCUCUUCGCGGAAUCGGAGAAAACGGAGACGACACUUGCGCGACACUCCCUGUCUAUAGGCAGUUUCAAGGGGACCCAAAUUGGGCGUUUCUUCUGUUGUUGCUACUUCCAAAAAGGAGAGAAAAAAAAAAGAGUGAGGGGAAAAAAAACAGAAGGGGGGGAAAAAAGUUUUGCUCUUGAUUGUGCAAGUUCUUUACAAACAGCGGUCAUUACACGACGAAGCUACACCCACACAGCAUACACGCAAAUCUGCCGGCGGCUAGUGCGGCAUUUAAGGUGUUACAAAGUAUCUGAAGACACUUUGGUAAAAGUUUGAGUCAACUCUGCAGGCUUUAAAAAAAAAUAUUAAAAGAUUAAAUAUUUAAUUGUUAUAGCCGAAUUAUAAAGUGCUUUGUAGGCGACAUGUUUAAGGUCGUUAGCCGUGCAAAGGGAGCAGGGGCAGUGUCUAAUAAUAGUGUUUGUCUAAAGUCCGCAGUAGCUAGCUGCUAGCUUAGCUAACUUCUGAGUAACUUUGUUUCGGGCCACUGUAAGGGACCGUCGUCAAAGGGACAGAGGCCGGCAAGGGGAGCGCUGCACAGAGCCGUGCCCUUACUGCGCCACUUUAAGUGAAAUGGGAAGCCUUGAAACCUCCAUGUUUGUAUCUUGAAAUUGCGAGCGGAGUUGAGCACCAUAUUGAAUCAAAGUUGCCAACUCCUAGACAAACCUCUUAAAACUUCCACACGUCAAACUUUAGCGCGUAUCCGAGCGGACACACGGAUCCGAAGAGUAAUGGGCGCGCUGUAGGUGACUUGUUGCGAUGUUUCCCGGGGCGUUUCAGCGUUGUUUUCGCUCACGUUAAGUUGGGUUAAUGCAGCACCGAGUCGGCGGACUAUCUCUAUCUUUAAAGUGUGAAGUUGGCACUCUGGACCAGACCUGGAUGUGAUGGACAAUCCGUCCUCUGUAAUCACUCAAGUGAGCCGGGAUGAAGAGGGAAAUAAAGCCGCGGGAGAGAGGGGUUCUUCUCCCUCUCUGUCUUCCAAGAAACCCAGGAGUGGAGGCCUCUUCUCCAGCCUUUUCUGCUGCCUGUGCCGGGACCAGCCUGAGCCGCCACCAGUCAACAACAACGCCCCUCUCUUGGUAGAAGAGAAUGGAACAGUGUCCAAGAUCCAGGCGAAACCACUGCUGCCUCCAGUGAAGUCAAAAGACUCUGGAAAGAUCUGUGUGGUUAUAGAUCUGGAUGAGACCUUAGUUCACAGCUCUUUUAAGCCUGUGAACAAUGCAGAUUUCAUCAUUCCUGUGGAAAUCGAUGGAACAAUACACCAGGUGUAUGUCCUGAAGCGGCCCCAUGUCGACGAGUUUCUGAAGAGGAUGGGGGAGCUGUUCGAAUGUGUCCUCUUCACUGCCAGUUUAGCUAAGUAUGCAGACCCAGUCUCCGAUCUCCUGGACAAGUGGGGUGCUUUCCGCUGCCGCCUUUUCCGGGAGUCUUGCGUCUUUCACCGAGGGAAUUAUGUCAAGGAUCUGAGUCGCCUGGGUCGUGACCUCAACAAAGUGAUUAUUGUGGACAACUCCCCCGCCUCCUACAUCUUCCAUCCCGACAACGCAGUGCCUGUGGCCUCUUGGUUCGAUGACAUGUCCGACACAGAGCUGCUGGACCUCAUCCCGUUCUUCGAGAGGCUGAGCAAAGUGGAUAACGUCUACACAGUCCUCAAGCAACAAGGGACCUCAAGCUAACGCCGUUUGACUUUUUCAUCUCAGCUCUGAACAAACCGGCGUACAAAAAAGCAAAAAAUAAAUAAAUAAAAAAUCCCCCCAGAAACGCCACACCAGCCAGGCUCCACCACCAGCUCCAGCUAUCACUGCCCACCAGAACACAGACUGCUUCACAGCCGACAGAGCCGUCAAAGCAACCGUCCCACACACCAAACCAAGAUCACCAUCGAGGAGCCUUUGGUGACUUUUUGACGGCGUCAACACUGCCACCUCCUGGUCAGACAGCAAACUGUCUGCAAGUUGCCUUCCAAGAACCAGCUGACGCAAGUGAAUGGACGAGAGGAUGAAUGAAUGUUUAAUGGCCUUUCUGCAGCCCCACCGGACUUUCAGUAGAGUAAACAAAGCAGAGGUCUGUAGCCACGAUUCCUCUGGACCCGGGUACUGGACUUAGACUUCUCAUGGAUGUGAUUUGGCAGCCUGAUUGCACAAGACUUGCAGGAAGUUUCAGAAAGGUUUACGCUUCUUGAUCUGUUGGAUUGUUGAAAGGGCAGGUGGGAGGUAUACGUACUGUAGAUGUCUUUUAAGCAUUUUGGUAUAGCAUUAUGUUCUUCACAGUCUAAUUUUAUCACACUAUCUGUCUCCAGUCAAAAGCAUGUGAUCGUCAGUUGUCAUAUUUUUUUGAGCUUUUGGAGUGACGUGGUCGGGUUUUUAAUAGUCAUGAGUUAUCAGUGUUAUGAAUGAAUCUGAUUUUUAAAAGGUUUGUCUUUUUUAAACUCAGCUGGCAUUGCAAGCUCAGAUACUAUUACAAGUUGUUAAAUGAACUAAUAAAAAGUGAUCAGACCACUUUAAAAAUAAUCCAUUUCACCGCAGAUUAAAUUAAUAUGCUAAGCCCAUCUUAAAAGAUGAACACGUGGGCACGAUUUUAAGUAUUUUUACUGUCUGUGCAGCGGGAAAAGGAAAUCUGUCGGAUUCAGAGCACUGACUCGGAUCGUGACUGCAUUAUUUUAUCAGAAACCUCACACUAAUCUUUGAAUAUCCAUCCAUCUGCACUUGAAAGUGACAGAGCAGCUGUUAAUGGAUCUGGUAGAUGUUAGCCUCCUGCUUUAAAGCCACACACAAACCUGAAAUUGUCUUCUGUGUAUUUACAGACUGUAAUUGGAUGGUUAAAAGAAAGUUUUGUGAUGUUAAAAAGAAAAGACACCGUUGGGUUUGUCAUGAUCUUCAAAGUACUUUUCUUUUUUUUUCUUUUUUCUUUUUUUUUUUCCCUUUUAAAUUGUCUUUUAAGCGGUACACCGAGGCUGGAAACUAUUUCUAAAUUUGGGUCAUGAAAUAGGUUUUGAGGAGGGGGGGGGCUGCCGCGAGUAUCCCAGUAUAUGGGAGGGCACAUCUUUGAAAACAAAGUGUUGUUUAGUAUAGUGCAGGUUUUAAAGGAGCUAUCCACCCCAAAACAACUUAAACACUACAAUAAACUGCUGUUAGUGAUGCCUCAUACUGGAUGUUUCCUUAUGUUUUAAACCUGGCAGAGAUCUGAUAGUGUGCAGAUUUUUGAAAUGUUUCUGGAAAAGUUGAAAAGGCAGUGCAGCUACAGCGGAUCUAAAGCUAAAUCAUCAAAUGUCCAUUUUAUUUUACACAAAACUGCAGAAAUUUGUAUUUCUGCCCACAGGUAAAAACCUAGCAGGGUGCAACAGCUUGAUGCUAGUCUGCUCAUCAAAGUCGUUAAAUGCAUGCUGUGAAUUCCAGGAGUCACUGAUUUUUUUUUAUUUUUUAUUUUUUUAUUUUUUUAUUUUUUUUUUUUGCAGUUUACCAGCAGUAACAAAGAGUGGAAAGUGUGAGAUGAUUUUGGGGUGGAGUCUUCCUUUUUUCUUGUGCACAUCUGUGUUGUGUAUCUGUAUUGUAUUCUGCCCGAUCAGAUUUAAGGAGCAACGCGGUUGCUAACGGGCCUUGCAGAUCGGUGCGAUCGACCCACGUUUGCGUUGACAAUGUGUUGACACUGAUGAAUGAAUGUGGUGGAUUUGACUUAGCAGCCUCGAUGGCAGGCUUGUGACGUGACUUCGCCUGGAUGAGGAAGGGGUGACUAAAUCCACCACCUUAAGAGCUAUUAUUACUCUUUUAAAUGUUUAACAAAUUAUUGUCAAUCAAGAUUAGCCUGUUUCAUUUCUAAAUAAUAACUGAUUUUUGCUGCCUUUUUUAAUUGUUUUUAUUUUUUUCCCAAGAGUCAUCCUCUUAUAGAAUAUUUACAGCAUGUUUUCCAAAACGGGAAGACAUUGCUCUUGCUGUUUUCUUGCAGGACCUGGUUGGUUACCUCGCGUACGAGGAGGGAGAGAUGCGGAUCAGAAACACCAGCAAAUAACUAAAGAGAUAGUAUCUUACUGUUGUAGGCACAUAACAGGGUAACAGGUUUAAAACGGCGUGUUUCAUGAAAGCCAUCAUCAAAUUACUGAUGCCGUUUGUGUUUUGGAAUUCAUUGGCAAAGACCAGUAUUUAUAGGAACGCGGAGUCAUCUUGUUAAUGGAUUACAUGUAAAACAGGUUGUGUCACUAUGGGGGCCCAUUCGCUGAUACUGUACUUCUUACACAUUCAGUAGAUAUGUAUAUGUUGUUUUUGCACAGUAAUAAAGCAAACGAAUUUCAUUAAUA
This is a messenger RNA of Oreochromis niloticus (Nile tilapia), 4435 nucleotides long. RefSeq names its product carboxy-terminal domain RNA polymerase II polypeptide A small phosphatase 1. The transcript is spliced from 7 exons. Lineage: Eukaryota; Metazoa; Chordata; Actinopteri; Cichliformes; Cichlidae. The coding region runs from base 1032 to 1820 and encodes 262 amino acids. Gene Ontology annotation, molecular function: RNA polymerase II CTD heptapeptide repeat phosphatase activity. The record is from RefSeq and is a predicted model, not a curated record.